AUGAUUGCCCCUCUGGGAGAACUCAAGGCCCAGUCCAAGGAGCCACUUUAUCCAAAAUACCUUCCACACUAUGACCCUCUGGAAAAGGUGGAAGAGGUCGGUCCCUUUGAGCAUGACGACCCCGGUCACCGUGCCGACCCGAAAAUGCCAAAUCUGUUGCAGAAUGCGACCAGUAUCACCGAGCUCAGUCCGCACUGCGGCACCGAGCUACUGGGUGUCCAAUUGACCGAGCUGACGACCGAGGGCCUGGAUGAGCUGGCACUACUGACGGCUCAACGAGGGUGCGUGGUAUUCCGUGACCAGACCUAUACGGACGCCGGCUUCAAGGAGCAAGCCAAGAUUGCUUCGCACUUCGGCCCCCUGCACAAGCACGGAUGGAUGCCACACCCUCAGGAUGGACCUGUGGAAUUCGUGAUCGUCUACGAUUCCAAAGACGAUCUACGGAUUCGGAAAUCAUGGGCGAGGAAGAGCCCAAUUCAGUUCCACGUCGAUCAGUCUCCAGAGCGUCAACCUCCUGGUCUGACAUUUUUCUGCAUGUUGGAGUCGCCAGAUGGCAGCGGAGGAGAUACGAUUAUUUCCAACAUGGGCAGAGCAUUCGAGCGACUCUCUCCUUCAUUCCGAAAGCGCCUGGAAGGUCUCAACGCUGUGCAUACGACUGCAAACCCGAUACUGCGAGAAAUACGCGACAACGGAAAUAACUCUGUCUUGAGGCGACCUAUCACUCGCAAUAUCCACCCUGUCGUCACUGUCCAUCCCGUUACCAAACAGAAGGGGCUUUUCGUCAAUUCAUCGUAUACCCAAAGUAUCGUCGGAUGGGACGAAGAAGAAUCUGAUUAUAUGCUUAAAUUUCUUUUCGACCAUAUCAAUCGUGGUCAAGACUUCUCUUGCAGGGUGAGAUAUGAGCCCGGAACUGUUGUGGUUUGGGAUCAGCGCAUUACUCAACAUUCUCAAACGCUGGAUUAUGCUGCAGGUGAUCGCCGCCACGCCUUCAGAUUGACUCCGUUAGCGAAUGUUCCGAUCCCGAGCAAAAUCGAAGAGGACGAUGGUGAAUGCCAAAAGGAUGAGGCAAGAGUAAUGCUCAAUCUCUGCUAG
This is a messenger RNA of Exophiala oligosperma, 1092 nucleotides long. RefSeq lists its product as uncharacterized. Lineage: Eukaryota; Fungi; Ascomycota; Eurotiomycetes; Chaetothyriales; Herpotrichiellaceae. The transcript has 5 exons. Gene Ontology annotation, molecular function: 2-oxoglutarate-dependent dioxygenase activity. The coding region runs from base 1 to 1092 and encodes 363 amino acids. Gene Ontology annotation, cellular component: cytoplasm. The record is from RefSeq and is a predicted model, not a curated record.